UUAUGAUAACAGUCAGAGGGGGAGAUAUAAAGAAGUUCAUACUAUCGGGCAAUAGUACUCCACUUUAGAGAGUAUAUGUUCGAAUGUUAUACAAUGUAUACCGCAUGGUUUUAGUAUUCUUUGCAUCCUCGUCGCGAGUGGACUGUUCAGAAUAAAGGUGGAAAACCUGCAAUUGCAGAUUUCACAGGACUCGUUACGUAGAAUAAUAUUAGAAUGCCCAAGGUAAACACAAACGAAGGCGAAGUCAAGAAAUGGACGGGUGUUGCACUGGAAGGAACCAAAGCUGGAACUGCUAUGCAAACAAGAUUCAAGCUGAUUCCCGACCAUCAUUUGAACAAAGAGACAGUUGCGGGUAUUCGUGAUAUGAACCUGGGAAGAGUUAGACCGAAUGGCGUCAAAACAGGUCGUCCUACCAUACGCUUCGAUACUGGACAAAACACAGGAGUUAAUCCACAUAUCAACUUUGAUCCACGCGGACAUCCUAGCUAUAAAAACCCGCAUGUAGAAGUUCCCGGCGGUGUGGUAGAAGGUGCUCAGAUUGUGAGCAAAACAUUGAAAUACUGUGGAAUCGCACUAACAGUGGCCGCUAUCGCGAUCGACACUUGGCGGUUAGGAAGCGCCUUCAAAGAUGACUUAUACAUCCGAGAUAAUGCGAACGAAAUAAUCGCCGAACUAGAGGAAGCUAUUCGGAAACUGUCGAAACAACUGGAAGCUUCGAUUAGUUAUAAAGAGAGGCAAGAAAUAAGACGAACUAUCGAGGAACUCAGAAAAGUCCUAACUGAUGUGAAGCGAACGAGAAAAGUUCCGGUUAAAUCAAUCAAAACAGCAUCAUCCAUUGCGGGCGGUUGGUCGGCAGGUUUGGCGGGUGGUGCCGGCGGCGCAUGGGCAGGUGCUCAAGCUGGAGCUGCGAUAGGUACAUUCUUUGGGCCUAUUGGUACCGUGGUUGGUGGUCCCAUCGGAGCAGUAGUCGGCGGAAUUUCAGCCGCAAUUGCAGCUGGAGCAGCGGGUAGCGCGGUUGGAACUGAACUGGCUGAGCAAGGUUUGAAACUAGCGGAUUAAUCAGAAGCACAUAAAUAUGAUGAUAUGAUAAAUAUGAUGAUGCAUACGAGCGAGUA
Messenger RNA from Toxorhynchites rutilus septentrionalis, 1115 nucleotides. RefSeq lists its product as uncharacterized. Lineage: Eukaryota; Metazoa; Arthropoda; Insecta; Diptera; Culicidae. Bases 214 to 1059 code for a protein of 281 amino acids. The record is from RefSeq and is a predicted model, not a curated record. The transcript is spliced from 3 exons.